This is a messenger RNA of Vicia villosa (hairy vetch), 1320 nucleotides long. RefSeq lists its product as uncharacterized. Gene Ontology annotation, molecular function: DNA-binding transcription factor activity. The record is from RefSeq and is a predicted model, not a curated record. The transcript is spliced from 8 exons. NCBI's taxonomy places the organism in Eukaryota, Viridiplantae, Streptophyta, Magnoliopsida, Fabales, Fabaceae. Bases 1 to 1320 code for a protein of 439 amino acids.
AUGGUUGUCAUAGAUAUCGCGCUGGCUCAAGAGAAUGACUGUGAGUUUCUUAGGUUUAUAAAAAGUGAACAUGACCGUAUUCAACUUUAUGUGACCUAUGAGGGUAAUCCUAAUGACGCUCCGAUAAAAGCUAGUUUAGAGAUUGCUCAGAAAUAUGUUCAAGGGAAUAAAAAGAUUAAGAUAAUACCAAGGGUUCCGUUUGACUUCGCUGCCACUUCAUCCAGUCAGCUUGUUCCUGUUUUGACAAGCUCUACGAAGCAUGCUGCUGGUGCAUCCAGGUUCUCUGAAAUGGAUUCAGAUGCUCAAGUCAUUAAGAAUGAAGAUCUUGAAGAGUUAAAGGAACUGGGUUCUGAUACAUUUGGGACUGUUUAUCAUGGAAAAUGGAGAGGAACAGAUGUUGCUAUCAAGAGAAUAAAGAAGAGUUGCUUCACUGGUCGAUCAUCUGAGCAAGAGAGACUGGAUCUGAGAAAGAAGCUAGCUAGGAUGGAAUACGGUGGUGGGAUAGUGGGCGACGGCGGUGUAUUUGGGACUAUGCUAGUGAGAUGGUGGAUCGGGCCGAGGGCGAGUCAAGGUCCAUCAACUUUGGUGAAAGAGAGAUUAGUAGUUGAUGUUGGUUACUUAAAAGAGUACACAAAGAACUCUUCCAACAACGUUCUUAUUCACAUAUGGGUGCCUGUUCUAAGGAGGAGAUCAGCAAUUCAAUAUCUGCAGCAGGAUUCCAGUUCAUCUGUUCCGAUUUAUGUGAAUCCAAACAUGAAUGUUCAUAACGAGUAUCCGCGACAUCAGCAACAACAGCAACAGUAUGGUUCUCUUUUAGCAUUUCCUGUGUUCGAAAGAGGAAGUGGAACAUGUCUAGGUGUCAUUGAGUUUGUUAUCGCCAAUCAAAACCUCAUCAAUUAUCGUCCACAACUCGAUCAUCUCUCCAAUGCUCUUGAGGCUGUUGAUUUUAGAAGUAGCCACAACAUGAAUAUUCCACCAGCAGUAAAGGUUUUUGAGGAGUUGUACGAAGCAGCGGUGAAUGAGAUCGUAGAGGUGUUGGCGUCUGUAUGCAAGACUCACAAUUUGCCACUAGCGCUAACAUGGGCUCCUUGCAUACAACAACAAGGAGGAGGAAAAGGUACUACCGGUGGUGGUGGAUGCAGUGUUUCGAUUACAGUUCCAACGGAUCAGAUGAACAAUAAUAAUCAUAUGAUGAUGAGUUGCAUAUCGACUGUUGAUUCAGCUUGUUAUGUUGGUGACAUGGAGAUGUUAAGAUUUCAAGAUCAAAUGCAAAUGGUUGAAGAGGAUAAAGACAUAGAAAUGUUGCCAAAACAAAAAUAA